CAAUUACAGCGCAGUGUGACUAACUGCCGCUCCCUGUUAGCUAAACUGCUAAACGGAGAGAAACGGGCGUUUUCUUUCCCACGUACGGUUGAAUAAACAGAUUCCUGCUGUGAUGGCAGACUGUGUGUCUAAGGUAGAGCUGUGCAUCUCCUGUAAGGACCUGCUGGACAAAGAUGUCAGCUCUAAGUCUGAUCCUCUGUGUGUGCUGCUGCAGAAAACAGGAAACAGCUGGACAGAGCUUGGUCGAACCGAGCGUCUGAAUAACACCUCCAGUCCAUCAUUCAGUCAGCGUCUCAAAGUGGACUAUCACUUUGAGACGGUUCAAAAUCUGAAGCUGGGAGUUUAUGACAUCGACAACAAGAGCAAAGACCUCGGAGAUGACGACUACCUGGGGGGAGUGGAGCUUACUCUGGGACAGAUAGUUUCCAGUAAAACUAUAACACGACCUCUGCAGCUGAAGAAAGACAAACCUGCUGGGAAAGGAACCAUCACUGUCACAGCAGAAGAGAUUAAAGACAACAGAGCCAUUCAGCUGGAGCUGGAAGCUAAAAAGCUCGACAAGAAGGAUACGUUUGGAAAGUCGGAUCCAUUCCUGGAGUUUUUUAAACAAGGAGAUGAUGGAAAGUGGCAGCUGGUUUACAGGACAGAGGUUGUAAAGAACAAUCUCAGCCCCACCUGGAAGAAGUUCACAAUUCCCCUACAGACAUUCUGCAGCAGCGACCUCGAGAGGCCGCUAAAGGUGGAUUGUUCCGACCAUGACAGCGAUGGAUCUCAUGAUCUGAUUGGCUCUUUCACCACUAAAGUCUCUGAGAUGGAGAAAGCUGCCCAUGGUUCACCGGUGGAGUUUGACUGCGUCCAUCCUGAGAAACAGAAGAAGAAGAAAGGCUACAAGAACUCUGGUGUCGUCUCAGUGAAGAGCUGCAAGAUGGUGACUCAGUACACUUUCCUGGAUUACGUGAUGGGUGGCUGCCAAAUUAACUUCACUGUUGGGAUCGACUUUACUGGCUCUAAUGGAGACCCUCGCUCGCCAAACUCUCUCCACUUCAUGAGUCCAGACGGGCUGAACCAGUACCUGUCUGCUCUGUGGUCUGUGGGUCAGGUGGUCCAGGACUAUGACACUGAUAAACUUUUCCCAGCGUUUGGAUUUGGAGCAAAACUUCCUCCAGAUUAUCAGGCUGCACACCACGAGUUCGCCCUCAACUUCAACCCAACCAACCCCUACUGCCAAGGUAUUCAGGGGAUUAUUGAGGCCUACAGGAUGGUUUUGCCUCAGCUGAGACUUUCUGGACCCACAAACUUCUCUCCCAUCAUCACUCACGUCGCUUCCAUCGCCGCUGCAGCUGCACAGACCAACACAGCCUCUCAAUACUUCGUCCUCCUCAUCCUCACUGACGGUGAGAUCACCGACUUUGAUCAGACCCGGGACGCCAUCGUCAGAGCAUCAAGGCUGCCGCUGUCAAUCAUCAUUGUAGGGGUGGGGCCGGCUGACUUUAAGGCCAUGGAGCUUUUGGAUGGAGACGACGGCAAGCUGAGGUCGACAGUAGGGGAGGCUGUUGCCAGAGACAUCGUUCAGUUUGUCCCAUUCAACAAGUUCAAAGAUGCUCCCAUUGCGUCUCUGGCUCAGUCUGUCCUCGCUGAAGUUCCUAACCAGCUCGUCUCUUAUUUCAAAAUGAGAGGCCUGGAACCACCGAAACCAAAAGCCGCCCCUAAAUCCUAAAACCAACUCCAUCAUGAAACGUAAAACCAGACCCCUGCACUCCCUGACCAAUCACAAUGCUGAACGCUCUCACCCACCUCAUUCCAGAAUCAGACCACGCCCCCUUCUCUUUGACCACUGCUAUGAGACCAACGUGAUGACUCUCAGCCAAUCAUAUCACAGCACUGAACUGUCAGCCAAUCAGGAUGCACUCCUAAGUUUUUUAGUUGUUUUAUAUUUACACUUUUUCUAUUUUCCUCUGCACUUGAAUUGUUAUGAUAUAGUAUAGAUGACUGAUUUAAUAUUUUUCUGCUGCUCAAACUAACUAUGCAAUUUACACGUUUACUAACAUGCACAAUAAGAGAGCCACACACAGAGUAAGGAAAAAUAGGUAAUUACUAGCCAAUGGCAGCUGAAAUUGAUGAGGAAAACCAAGGUGAGAUUGGAAAGAAUUUUAGGGUUUUUCUGGUUUAAAAGUGUAUAAAACAUGGACAUAGUCUUAGUGAUGUCACCCAGUGAUUUCUGAGGACACAUUUUGAAGCCAUAUGAUGAUGGAUGCCAUAUUGGAAAUGUAUUUGAAUUCUGGGUAAUCUAGAAGCAGGCAAAGAGAUGCACCGAGGAGGGGAAAUGAAAGUCUUGGUUGCUGAAACAGCCUAUCAAUCAAUGAUUUAUGAAUAUUUGAACAGUCAAUAGCUUAAAAAACAAUCAAAGAUUUCAAGUACCCAUUUUAAUACAUUUAUAGAUAUAUAUAUAUAUAUUAAAAACACAAGGCCAAUACAAAAUCAACAGGACUUCAAAAAUUCUCAAAAUUAAGCCCUGUAAGUAAUUUUCAUGAAUGCAUAUUCCUUAUUAAAAGGUCUAAUUAUGCUUAACUUUAGCCUUGAUAAUCAGAACACUUCAAUCAUAAAAAAAAUCCCUGGUAGAGUUUUAUACCAAUAAAAAUGAGCUGAAGAGACUUAAACCAUCUCUUGCACCAGCCUGUAAUCAUGUUGAUUUCUGCGGCAAAAACUGUCAUUUUGAUAUGGGACCUAAUGGGAUUAAAGUCGCUUUCAGAUACAGCUCCAAGUGGCCACUUGAGGAACUGCAGUUUUUUGCACGUCCUCAUUGGCUUCACUUUUCAGCACUGGAUGUUGCAGCUUGGUUUUUCCUUUUAUUUCAUCAUGCUCAAGGUUGAAUGACAGCAGUACAGAGAGGAAAUCAGAGUAACUAACCUGUGCUCUCCAUAGUGCCAUAAUGACCGUAUGCAUGAUACCAGCUGUGUGUGUGGCUCUCUUUAGCUUUAUUCAGGUAUUGAUACUUUGCACCUUGCUUUUGCUCUAAAUGCUGGAAAGAUGUAUUAUGAAUUAGAUUAUUUACUCUAUAUCAGUGCUUUAACACUAUAGCCUUAUUAUAAACCUCUAUGUAGCCUUAAUUUUAGCCUUAAUUAGCACGCUGCCUCUACUGCUCCAGCUGCUUUUGCCUGAAUGUUUCUGACUGCUCUCUCACGACUCUGUGGGUUUUUCAGGCCACCAUUUUGGCCUGGAUUCUACAACCACUUGCGAUCAGUUAUUGCCAAAUUAAUAUGUAGACCAUUACAGUCAUGCAAAAGAAAAUGUGUUUUCAGGCAGCAAAGAUACCCAGUAAUCUCCCUGCAGAAACAUAAAAAUUAAGCCUGGUUUGGGCAUUAUAGCAAUAAUAGAAGAAUCCUGGAGUAUUGCUUAAUGAGGGCCAGUUGGUUCUAAAAGUAGAGGCAGUAUCUCAGAAUAAAGUGCCUCAUUGAAUAAUCUCUCUGGUAGAAAUGUUUUUAACUAAUCAGACUUUAACAUUUUCUGGUUGCUAAAAUGGCUAACUUUAUCAUGAUGUUUUAAGGAUGUGGACGUAAAACUGUGAGCUUAUCACUGGAAGUUUCUUCAAGUUUUGUGUUUAAAACAUUAAAUGUCUGAUAAGUUCAUAUUCAAAGAAACAGGACUGUAAAUUUGAUGCAUCUUUGAUUAAAAAUUUUGUUUUGUUCCUACAUGAAUCAACAUUUCAAAGUACCAGCGCUCUGAGAGUCUGUCUGAAUGUCUGCUCUCCUUCUUUACCAAAGAUUUAUCUCUGUUUGAAUCACAUCCUCCCAGCUGGGAUACUGGAAUGACCUUAAGUUCUUCAAAUGUGUCAAAACUCAUGUUUACUGCUGCAAAGCCACAACUAAUGUUAGAAAUGCGCUCUGCUUUUAUAAGAGUUACUGCCAAAGCUUCAUUUGCAAUGACCUUAAUUCACAUUCACCUCGUAAAGAUGACCAACCUUACUCUGGAUGUUCACAGGAAUGAGUCAAAUUUUUAACCUUUGUCUUUUGCUUUUGAUCUGGGUCCAUUUUAGAAGUAGUUUUUGUUUUUUAUAUUUGCAAGAUCAUUUGAACUUUUUUAUGACGCUGUAUCUCCAGAACCACUGGUCCAUCCUUAAAAAUCAGUCUCGGCAGUUGCAACCUUCACAAACCAAACUUCUAGUCAGAAAUGCAUAAAAAGAGAGACUGUUCAAAUUUGAAAAACUUUUUUGUUUGUUUGUUUUUUUCAGGAUAUUUUAAGUAAAACUUUUCUCAAAGUUUGGCAGUGGAAAGGUGGUUUGGCUGAAAGAAUUAAGUAUAAUAUGCACUAGAAGGCUUAAGGAGAAGCCAGCUGAGUUUAUAAUUUCUGUGUAUGUUUUUCCAUGGUAUGUUUUCAUGAAGCAGAUGCUGUACAUUGAAGUCUGUCCCUCUUGGGCUGUCAUUCAGCCCUUUUUAAAACUGUUUAUGACAGGGUUUGAGUUGAAGGGAAAUUGUAUUUUCAUAAAUGUGGCUUUGAGUAUUUAAGUAUUCGAAU
This is a messenger RNA of Cheilinus undulatus (humphead wrasse), 4512 nucleotides long. It is a transcript of the gene cpne1, whose product is annotated as copine I. Gene Ontology annotation, biological process: cellular response to calcium ion; positive regulation of tumor necrosis factor-mediated signaling pathway; regulation of canonical NF-kappaB signal transduction. Gene Ontology annotation, cellular component: ribonucleoprotein complex; nucleoplasm; plasma membrane. Lineage: Eukaryota; Metazoa; Chordata; Actinopteri; Labriformes; Labridae. Bases 113 to 1717 code for a protein of 534 amino acids. Gene Ontology annotation, molecular function: calcium-dependent phospholipid binding; RNA binding. The transcript has 16 exons. The record is from RefSeq and is a predicted model, not a curated record.